UACCGUUCUUGAAUGCCCCAUGCUCCAACCCGUUGCGAAAUGCGCGGAUCUGGGUGACAAGCUAGAUACUAACUAGCUAUUCCUCUCUAUCACACGGGCUCAAUCAACUCUAUUCUGUCACUGCUGAUAGUGGCAUCUGUGUAGCGGUUGCUUUUGAACGUUUGUUUGGAGUUUCCUAGCUAGCUAGUUUCAAAUGAACCUUAUUUAGCUAUGAGCUAACGUUAGCUAGGUUGCAAGUUAGCUUGAGUUGGUGCAGUGCAGUUUGGGAAGGAAGAAGCAGAUACGCGACAGCUUAAGGACAAAUAUAAGUUAACGUUACCUGUCUGACACGUGUGAUGGAGGCCCCACCAGUCUCAGUGCUGCCCAUCACGGGGGGCACUAUCAACAUGAUGGAGUACCUGCUGCAAGGCAGCGUCUUGGACCAGGCCCUCGAAAGCCUAUUGCACCGCCUCCGGGGCCUUUGUGACAACAUGGAACCCGAGACGUUCGCCGACCAUGAGCUGGUCUACCUCCUGAAGGGCCAGCAGGGCAACCCAUUCCUGCUACGUGCCCGCCGCUCCCUCUCCCACCCAACAGUUCCCUGGCACCUGCGCUACCUGGGCCAGCCGGAGGUGGGUGACAAGUCCCGCCACGCGCUGGUUCGCAACUGUGUGGAUGUGGCCACCUCGCACAGCCUGCCCGACUUCCUCAACGAAAUGGGCUUCCGCAUGGACCACGAGUUCGUAGCCAAGGGCCACAUUUUCCGUAGAGGCGUGCUCAAAGUGGUGGUGAGUAAACUGUCACGCAUCCUGGUCCCUGGGAAUACAGAGAACACUGAGCCGCUGUCACUCUCCUACCUGGUGGAGCUCAGUGUGUUGGCCCCCGCGGGCCAGGAUACCAUGUCGGAGGACAUGCGCAGCUUCGCUGAGCAGCUCAAGCCCCUAGUUCACCUGGAGAAGAUUGACCCCAAGAGACACAUGUAAGAAGGGGUGUGUUAAGAUGUUGUAAGUGGCUAUUGGCAGUCAUGGACAAAGUGGAGUUUUUAUUAAAAUAUAUUUUUGGGGACUUAAUUUUGUAUGAUUCCUAUAAGAAAGUGCUUUCCCACAGUCCUUUGUCUCUGUGAAGGAACUCUAUAUCUCACCAUCUGCCAUUAGGAUGUUAGUAGUGUUUGAAAAGGACUUCACAAGAGGAUUGACAUAGCCAACAUGGACGAUGUGACAAAUGAGGCUUUGAAUGAGUCAAUAAAUAACAAUAUCUAUUCAGUGUUGAACAUUGGUUUUGUUUGAUGCUGAUAGUGCUUUGUUCUGUGUUGGAUAUGUUUCCAGAAAUGCACAGCUAUAGUGUUUAUUAAACAUGAUUUUUCUCAA
Messenger RNA from Oncorhynchus masou masou (cherry salmon), 1346 nucleotides. Its product is annotated as mediator of RNA polymerase II transcription subunit 18-like. Gene Ontology annotation, molecular function: transcription coregulator activity. NCBI's taxonomy places the organism in Eukaryota, Metazoa, Chordata, Actinopteri, Salmoniformes, Salmonidae. Bases 336 to 962 code for a protein of 208 amino acids. Gene Ontology annotation, biological process: termination of RNA polymerase II transcription; regulation of transcription by RNA polymerase II. The record is from RefSeq and is a predicted model, not a curated record. Gene Ontology annotation, cellular component: core mediator complex; mediator complex. The transcript is spliced from 3 exons.